This is a messenger RNA of Phialemonium atrogriseum, 327 nucleotides long. RefSeq lists its product as uncharacterized. Lineage: Eukaryota; Fungi; Ascomycota; Sordariomycetes; Cephalothecales; Cephalothecaceae. The transcript is spliced from 2 exons. The coding region runs from base 1 to 327 and encodes 108 amino acids. The record is from RefSeq and is a predicted model, not a curated record.
AUGGCUCUUGGUAAACGCAAGGCUUCCCGUAAUAUGAUUGUCAUGGCAAGUGCACUUGGCAACGAGGAAUUGACUCCGGAAGGAAGAGUUGCUGCCCGGUUGGAUCUGCAGAGUCAACGCAAGACUGGCAGAAGUGCUGGGAGACAUCGGCUAUGUCGACAGAGUGGAGUGGAGUGGAGGUCGUAUAUGCCGCACCCUUAUUACACCCUCGGGUCAAGGCCUACCGGCGAGGACGAUGGGAAGAGGCUUAAUCUAUUAUGGAAAUAUGGAAUAUGCCUCAACUUGAUGGGCGGUAUCGGCAAGCAGAAGCGCCAUUCGAGCGAGUGA